CGCAACUUUUUUAUUUUUGGUAACUCAAAAAGUCUGCUUACGAAUGAGCAUAUCAAAAUCUCUUCGAUAAUAAAGCAGGAGAAACUCCGCAACAAUGCGAUUGAUAAGCAACAGCUGUUACAACAGGGUGUGUCAUAUGAAAUUUUUCAACAACGACGCUAUUGGAAAUUACCAACAACAUACCUGACAAUUGACAAUUGACAGUUCAUUUGGUACGCAUAUUUGACGAGUUCCAAAAUUCAUAUACAUAGGUAAUUUAGUUUUCAUUCUAAAUUAGAGAGAAAUAUAGUGGUAAUGCCGGGUAAUUCAUGUUCACUGUGUAAAAGUAGUUGGAAUAAUACUGUUUCAAUGUUCUCGCCACCACGAGAUCAAUAUAUGAGAGGUAAAUGGGAAGUAGUGUGUGGCGUCAAGCUAACACAAAGUUCAAGAUUGUGCUCCAAACACUUCUGUGCAAACGAUUUUACAUCGGCAAAUCCAAAACGAGCACGAUUACAAUCAGACGCAGUGCCUUCGCUGAAUUUAUUAAGAGCAAGCCUGAAACGGAGUGAAUCGCAUGAAAAUUUAAGCGCCAUAGACAGUUAUAGAAAAAACCGGGCUUCUAUGGAACAACUCUUAUUCUUUGUAAACUUUGCAAGCAAACACCCGAAGUUACUAACAUCGAAGUUCGGCGCUGUAAGUCACUUAUGGGAAGAAUUGGCGAGCAAUUUGAAUUCAAUGGAUGGCGCUUGUCGUUCAGCUGAUAAAUGGAAAGAGUCUAUGAGCACUUGGCGCAGUCAACUAAGGUGUCGGGCACGUCGUGGCAAAAGUAGCGGUGUACCUCAAUUUGACAAAUUCGCCUUAGGGAACUUCGGACAGCGUUCACUAAAUAAGCAAGUGCAAUUAGUUAUUAAUUCCACCAAUAAUGACCCUAUUACUGAAGACGUUGCCGCUGAAAAUAUGAUCGACAGCGCAGACAAUAUUAAAGACGUGCUGAAAACGGAAUUAGACGAGAUAAAAAAAGAAAUUGAUAGCUCUGAAGAUGACAAUAGUCAUCAGGAUGAUACUCAAGCAGACGCAGCUCAUAGGUUAGAGGAAGUAUUAGACAUCAAACAUGAUAUUGUACUUUCGGAGGACAGUAACUCUACGUAUGCGGCAAAUCGCCCCAAUACAGUCGAAGACAUUCCAACAGACACAUCGCGUUCUGACAUAUUUGUUAUUCCCCGCCAAACAGUGACUAAAGAAACCGAAAAGGCAAAAAUAUUUAUUAUUCCGCGUACAUCAACUGAAAACAAUACGCCUACAACAACCGAUAAUGUUCAAAGGAAAAUUAUACAGCUCGGUCCAUCAAGUGUUUCAAAACACACAGAGAACAGUUCACAAGGAAUUAUUGUUUUGCCGCCACCAUCAAAUACUUCAAUGAUCUCAUCCAGCUUAAAAGUUUUGUCAACUUUGAAAAACAAGCACGCAUCUUCCACACAGUAUGCAACGUCACCUGAACCACAAGUACCUAGAAAUUCGACAAACGCUCCAAAAAAACGAAAAUCAGCAACACUUAAUGAAAUGUACGAAACCCUUUUGGAGAGUAUGAAAAGGCGUGACCAGCGAGAAGAACAAUUCAUAACUGUGAUGCAAGGUUUAACAGACGCUGUGACAACAAUGGCUGAUAAUGUAAAGCGGCUAGAGCAAGUUUUGACAUGCUGUGCAAAUGAUUCAUAAGGACAAAGGUAUUUCGAAAGAUUUUAUUUCGUUUUACUAUAGCUAACGCUAGGUUCACUGUCACUGUGUUUACAAACAAACAACAAUUAUUAUAGCAUAUUGUAAGUUUUGUAUAUAAUAUUGCCUAAUAAUAUUCGUACUAUCUACCCAUUUUGUCUUACUUUUCAUUGACGGCAAUACUGAUAUGCAUCUUUAAAGCACUUCUUCUGCAAUAUUUAACUGAUUUUCAUUCAGUUUAUUAGCAUAUUGAAAACUACCCAAUCUUCACUCUUUCUUACUGUUCAUUCAUGAUUGGAGAUGAGGCAAUGUAUUUUUUUAACAAGGUGCAGCUAGAUAAACAGUUUUUUUAUGAUUUCAUAUGACAAACAAAAGGGAUGACUUUGGUCACGUAGGCGCCUCAGCUGAUGGACGUUGAAAGCAUGUUGUUGUUGUUGUUGUUGUAACGGUUACCUAAUUCCCGUUGAAAGUAUCUUUCCGCUUGGCAAGUAAAAAUAAUGGAAAAUCUUCUUCCAUCCUAUAUUUGAAAUUUCAAACCAGCGUAAUUUUUCGAUUCAUUGAAUUUUGUUUACUUUUUUGUUUCGUUCUCAUUUCGUUUCAUUGCAUAUAAAGGAGGGUGUAGACAUUGACUUGUACACUCGCUACUUAAUACUUUUGUUUGCGGUAAUAUUAUAUCUACCGACCAAACUUAAACGGUCAUAAGUGAUUUUGUUUUAAGUAUAUAUUAAAAAUCGCAAAAAUACCAGAAAAAUACUUACUUUCACUAGAAAAAAAAUUGUGUAACCAUUUCGCAAUGUCAGUAUUGCAAAUGUGACAGUCAACUGACAGUUCUCGCUUUCACAAUGUUACGUCUCUACUACUUAAUAUGCAUAUAUUAUACGAUCAUGUAGUUAGCUUAACCUUUCACGCAUCCCCUCCAAAGCUUAAAUUAUAUGUGUGUGUGGGAAACCAACGAAUUUAGUAUCAUAAAAAAUGCUUAUUUAACCAAUAAAUAAUGUGUAUAUAUUGAUAUCUUUAUUGAUUUCAUAUUUUGCACAGUGACUCAUAACUUUCGACCCAUUUCAUUAAUUAUUCAAUCCUCAAUGCCUUAUGCCAAUGUAUGCUUGUAUCUUUUUUACUUAAACAAUCGAACAUUUAUUAAUUAAUCUGGCAUCUCUUUUUUAUUUGAAGUAAUCUUUUACUUUAAUAGACUAUAAUUUCUCAUACGAAUUGUCGAUUGUUAAGGAUUUGUUAUUAUUUUCACAAGAAACUUAAAUGCAAUUUCUUCACAUAAUUUUUAAAAAUAACAGUUAAUCAAGUAUUUAGUUGUAUAACUUAUGUACGGUUUACAACUUACAUAAAUAUAUGUAUGUACCGCGUAUUAGAAUCAUUACUACCGCAUUAACGCGUGCACGUACAAUGCUCACACAUACUACUACGUACAACGUACAUACAUGUAUGUAUGUAUAAUUAUUGUAACUGCAUGCAAUGCAAUAUGUUUUUUUUUGCCGGCAUUCAUCUUAAAUCUGGUAUAUAUGGUAGAGUUAGAAUUUAAAUUUAAACGAUUUCAUAUAAUUAUUUAAUUUAAACUUGACAAUUAUAAUUUCUUCAAUAAUAUACGCUAUAACAUAUGGCAUUUGUGAUUAUUGUUUUUGUUUUUUGCCACUAACAUUUAUGAUUAGCAUGAAUGGAAAGUAAGUAGGAAGCAGGGAAGGCCAUGUCAGUUGUUGUAUGUGUGUAUGUAGCUUUUAGAGAACUUAUGUCAACUUGCUGUAUGUUCUCUGCUUUUAUUGUGUAAAAUUUUCUUUUCAUCUCUCGAUUUGGUUGCGUUAUUUUCCUAUUAGGCGUCUGAUUUUUAGAAAAAGUUGCUUGGAAGGGUCAGCUGAUAACACAUUUAAAUUACUAAAUAACUCAUUGACUGAGGAGAUUUACCUUACAUUUUUUCUUCAGCUUUCUGUUUUUUUUUUUUUUUACUUAUUUACUGGAUUUACUAAUAUUUUAUUGUUUGUGUAUCAACAUAUGUAUGUAUGUGGUUUUUUCUUUGCAAUACGUAGAAAUAUAGUAUGUGUUUCAUAUAUUUAUGUACGUACCAUGUAUGUACGUAUGCAUGUGUUAUUACAAUUUAAGUUUGUUUAUUAUUAUUUUACUAAUUGAUAUUCCAGUGCUGUUGUCUUUUGUCUGUUUGUUUUCGUUUUUUUUGUUUAGUGUUUAUUAACUUUUUUGGUAAAAUCAUUUGACUGCUGAAAAUUUUUCCACAACAAACGGCGCUUUGAUUUCCGCUAUUGCUAUCGCAUGCGCGUUGCCAACUAUGUGUUAACAUGUAGUGUACCGCGCGCUGUCAGCAAAUAUUAUUUGUAGACAGUGGCGUCUGCUUUUUAAUUUAUUAUUGAUAUACUUUUUUGUUUUUUGCACAUGUGUUCCCCUUCUGCUUUUGUUUAAUUUUACCCGUCAACUUUAAUAAAUUUACAUACAUCGCUAAGUCACUUAUACAUAUGUAUAUACUUCUGCCUGAUAUUUCAUUACGUUUUGUAAAGCGUGUGUGUAUUUGACUAAUUUUACUAUAGAAAUGUCUUACUUGUCUGCACUUGGUUUUUGUGUGUUUGUUGCUAAUAUAUAAAAUUUAAUUUUUUUUAUUUGUUUAUAUUUUAGUUUUCCAUUUUCUUACUCAUAUUGCUGCUAAGUAAAUGGAUUUUCUACUUACCACACAGUUUGCUACAUGUUUUUAUUACUUUUAUUUGUUUCUAUAGUUUUUUGUUUUAGUAAUUUUGUUUCUUUUUUUGGUUUUUGUUUUGUUUAGACUUUUAAGUCUGUAUACCUUGUUUACUUUGGAAUCCCUAAAAUAGGCUUAAAACUAACUAAUCAUGUGCAGCCAAUCAGCUGUCUCCUCAACUGUCACUUGCAGUAUUUGUUGUUGUUUUUUGUAUUAAUUUUCUAAUAUUAUAUUAUUUAUUA
Molecule: messenger RNA, 4623 nt
Organism: Bactrocera oleae (olive fruit fly)
Lineage: Eukaryota; Metazoa; Arthropoda; Insecta; Diptera; Tephritidae
Source: RefSeq, a predicted model, not a curated record